AUGGCCCUGGCGGCCACCCCCACCCUCGUCUCUCUGCUGCUGCUGCUGAGCGCGGGGCGCGCGGCGAGCCACUCGGUGCCAGUGCAGGCGGCCUUCCUGGAGGAGGCGGGCGGCAGCGGGGAGGCGGAGGGCGCCUCGGCCUCGGCCUCCAGCCUGGCGCCCCCUCGGACGCCGGCCCUGGCCCCCACGGCGCUGGGGGUGCAGCCCACGGCGCUGGAGGGCCCCCCGCCGCCCACCAACUUCCUGGACGGCAUCAUGGACUUCUUCCGCCGGUACGCCAUGCUCAUCGCCGUGGUGGGCUCGCUGGUCUUCCUGCUCAUGUUCAUCGUCUGCGCCGCGCUCAUCACCCGCCAGAAGCACAAGGCCUCGGCCUACUACCCCUCGUCCUUCCCCAAGAAGAAGUACGUGGACCAGAGCGACAGGGCCGGGGGUCCCCGCACCUUCUGCGAGGUCCCCGAGAGGGCGCCCGCCGAGCGGCCGGAGGAGGCCUUGGACUCGUCCCAGCAGCUGCAGGCUGACAUCCUCGCCGCCACCCAGAACCUCAAGUCUCCUGCCAAGGUGGCCCCUGGUGGCGGGGACACAGCCAGGAUGACAGAGUGCAAGGCUGAGGAAGUGGAGGAGGGCACCCCUGAGGGGGCCUUGGCCUGCAGCGCCUCCCUGGGCACCCCCGAGCUGCCCCAGGAGCCCUGCUCAGCUGGGACCCAGGGAGCUGCAGUGGCUGAAGGCCAAGGGGAGUCAGAUGUGGUGCUUCAGUCAACCCAGGAAGCUGGAGACCCCGCCGAACCCCCUGAAAGCCCUUGUGCGUGCAGCAGUGCCACCCCUGAGGUCUAA
Elephantulus edwardii (Cape elephant shrew) is the source of this 831-nucleotide messenger RNA. It is a transcript of the gene TMEM119, whose product is annotated as transmembrane protein 119. Gene Ontology annotation, cellular component: plasma membrane. The record is from RefSeq and is a predicted model, not a curated record. Bases 1 to 831 code for a protein of 276 amino acids. The transcript has a single exon. NCBI's taxonomy places the organism in Eukaryota, Metazoa, Chordata, Mammalia, Macroscelidea, Macroscelididae. Gene Ontology annotation, biological process: positive regulation of osteoblast proliferation; ossification; positive regulation of osteoblast differentiation.